CCUCCCUCGUUAGGGCCCGGGCAGACGCUCGAGAGGUAAGAGCAGACGAAGUUUAGAAAAUACAGACGGGCGGAGCGAGCCGAGGGGACCGCGACAUCCGCCCUUCAGAGACACGCUCGGCCGCCUCCAACGCCGUCGCGGCCCCCAGUCACGUGACCCCCGCUCUCGGCGAGCCCAGCUUCCGGCCGCUCUAGCCCGGGUGCCUCGGUGCUACCGGCGCCUUCCUCGUCUCUCUGGCGGACUGCGUCCUCCUUUCCCCGGCAGGACAGGGGCGUCGCGGUCUCUGAGAUCCCCGGUGAGCUUGUGAGGAAGCGAACACAUCUUGAGAAAAUGACCCAUUGGUUUCAUAGGAACCCAUUAAAAGCUACAGCUCCAGUGUCUUUUAACUACUAUGGCAUGAUCACUGGUCCUCCUGCUUCAAAGAUUUGCAAUGAUUUAAGAUCAUCCAGAACUCGGCUCCUCGAAUUGUUCACUGACUUGAGCUGUAAUCCAGAAACAAUGAAGAAUGCAGCAGACUUGUAUUUCUCACUUUUACAAGGUUUCAUAAAUUCACUGGGUGACUCUACCCAGGAAAGCAAAUUAAGAUACAUUCAGAAUUUCAAGUGGACUGAUACCUUACAGGGACACGUUCCGAGUGCCCAGCAGGAUGCUGUAUUUGAACUGAUUUCUAUGGGAUUUAAUGUAGCAUUAUGGUAUACGAAAUACGCUUCAAGAUUGGCUGGAAAAGAAAACAUAGCAGAAGAUGAAGCAAAAGAAGUCCAUCGAAGCCUAAAAAUUGCAGCUGGGAUUUUUAAACAUUUAAAGGAAAGUCAUAUACCCAAACUUCUUACACCAGCGGAGAAGGGACGGGACUUAGAGGCUCGGCUCAUAGAUGCUUAUGUCAUUCAGUGCCAGGCUGAGGCUCAAGAAGUAACAAUUGCCCGAGCCAUUGAGCUGAAGCAUGCUCCAGGACUGAUCGCUGCGCUUGCAUAUGAAACAGCCAGUUUCUACCAGAGAGCAGAUCAUACUUUAUCCAGUUUGGAGCCUGCAUACUCUGCCAAAUGGAGAAAAUACCUCCACUUGAAGAUGUGCUUCUACACGGCUUAUGCGUAUUGUUACCAUGGCCAGACUCUGCUGGCCAGUGAUAAAUGUGGAGAAGCAAUCAGGUCUCUCCAAGAAGCAGAAAAAUUGUACACUGAGGCAGAAGCCCUGUGCAAAGAGUAUGGGGAAACCAAAGGACCAGGACCAACAGCCAAGCCGUCAGGACACUUGUUCUUUCGGAAGCUCGGAAGCCUUGUGAAGAACACGCUGGACAAAUGUCAGAGAGAAAAUGGGUUCAUUUACUUUCAAAAAAUUCCAACAGAAGCUCCACAACUGGAACUCAAAGCAAACUAUGGGCUGGUAGAGCCUGUACCUUUUGAAUUUCCUCCUAUGAGUGCUCUCUGGACACCGGAAGCAUUGGCUGCAUUUGAUCUCACCAAGAGACCCAAGGAUGACAGUGUCAAACCCAAACCAGAAGAAGAAGUGAAACCUGUAAAAGAGCCAGAUGUGAAACCUCAAAAGGACACCGGGUGCUCUGUCUCUUAGGAGUGGCGCUCACGUAGAAAUCUCUGUUAGUCCAUAGAUGAACUAUGGGAUUCAGUUCACUUUUUCUCAUUUCACUGAAGCCCAUAGUAUAACUGUUAGCUUCAGAGGGACUUGGCCUUCAGUUUAUUUAUUCUUGAUUUUUAACAUAAAGGUAUUAAAUGCUUUUGUUUUGGGGGCCUAUGUUUUUAAUCAGGACAACAUUUGAAAGGGUUGGUUUUUAUGCCUCUAAUGAAUGUAUGUGGAGAUUGAACCUUUUAAACUCUAGAUAGUAAGUUUCAUAUUAAUGUUUUUCUAUCUUCACAAAAAUGUUUCUUUUCCUUGUUUGUUACUAGAAGAAUGUUUUGAAAAGAGAUGGGCUCACAUCUUAUCACUGACUCAUUAGGUUUAAUUCAGUCUUCUGGUGGAAAAAGAGAAUUGCAGUUAAAAUCAGAAAAUCUUCAGACCAAAUUCUUUUCUUACACUUACCAGAGUCUAUAAUUUACUGGAAAAUCAGUGUUUAGAAGAGCAUGUAACUUAGUUGAAAAUCAGCAGUGGUGGGUCUGCUGACCCCAGACCCUGCCUUCAUGGGCAUAGUCCCAUGCUCCCUCAGCUACCCUCAGUAUCCAGACUUUUGUUGUUGUUUUUUUUCACAAGUACCUUUUCUAAUGAAAUUUUUACUUAAAGCGUAAAGCUUUGUACUAGCAUUUGGUGUUUCUGUGUAGAGAGAGAUUAAAGAAAGAAAGGAAAGUGUGUUUUGAAGAAGUAGAACAUUGCAUGUUGUAAAGAAAGCCUUCAUAAACUCAGCCGAGACAGGUUGUCCUGGAUCACACUGAGAAUUCCUCUGUUAGAAGUGUCUUAAGAAAAUUUCUCUUGCUACCUGAUUUUGGUGUACAUUAUGUUUUUAACAUGGUUUUCUGUCAGAAUUGUUUGGCUUUAGGCCAAAGGCCAUAGCAGCAAAAGGUUAGGAUAUAGACAUAUAAAAUAUGGUCUUCAAAGUGGGUUAUAUUGCUUAAACAAUUUGAUAAUAUCCACAAACUGGAAACUAGCGGAGGAUGUGUGAUACUUUACCGAGUAACGUAUCUGCAGGUGUAUCCUUGCUGGUUGCUCUCCUGGAGUCUUAACUUCCUUUCAUAGGUGACAGAUUGGUUCACUUAGUAGAAGUAAUAGUGUACAUGAGAACCUACUGUGUGCCAGACAGUGUGCAGGCACUGAUAACCCACUAUGUCCCCAUAGUAACCCUGUGAGAAACACAGCAGUCUGCAUAAAGUACUGAAACAGGAGUAUACAUCUCAUGAUGAAGAGUGAACAGAUCCUGCCUGUCAAUCAAGACUGUAUUUAAAAAAUCACAUAUCAUAGUUUACAGUCCUUUGAAAAGCUACAUAGAAUCAAGGUUUUUUUAUAUAAUGUAGAGAUGUUAAUUACAGCUUGCAGUUUUUAUUUAAUAUUUGAAGCUGUAGCUUUCGGAAUACUUGGAGUAACUACUGAGUGGGCAUUAAGUUUUAUUUUGCUGCCUAUAGAAAAGAAAUGUUUUCACCCUCACUACAGGGCCCCUUUUGCUAGUUACUGACAAAACCCUAACUAAUACUUGCUGCUGCCUGUUUACCCUGCCUGUAGGACUUGUUUUAGGUGCUAGUACUCACUAACCUAAGUAGUGAAUCUUCACUCUGAGCUUUGUGUGGACUGAACUGCCAUUCACCAAAUGGAGACGCAUCCAGUGCUUUUGUAAAGGGCGGUAAACGCAGGCGUUUGCAUCCACAGCCGGCAGUGUUCACAUGCUCAGAUGAGAAGUCCUCCGUUGACUGAAAAGGUGAUACCAGGUGCCUCAUAGACCCCGAUAUAUAAGCUUUAGAAGCAGUAUUGGGGAUUUGGGGAGCUGCUGAACAUAAGGCAAGAGCAUGAUGGCUGUAGAGAGGUACACUACUGUUGCAUGUAUUUCAUACCAGGCAAGGACAGCUCCCGUGCUACUUCUGCUCAGUGUUUAUACAAUGAUCUUAUCUUUCUAUUUAUAAAAAUAAAAGCAAUUUUACUUACAUA
Molecule: messenger RNA, 3579 nt
Organism: Meriones unguiculatus (Mongolian gerbil)
Lineage: Eukaryota; Metazoa; Chordata; Mammalia; Rodentia; Muridae
Gene: Brox
Product: BRO1 domain and CAAX motif containing
Exons: 13
Coding region: 331-1566 (411 amino acids)
Source: RefSeq, a predicted model, not a curated record